UGCGCUGCGCCGGCGCACUAUGGGCAGUGAGAGUCCGUGACCGGCUCGCGACGCCCGCCCGCCGCCGCCGCCCUUAGCGCCCGCGCCGCGCCCACACAUACGCAUUAUCAAAAUCUAUCGAUAAUAACGCUUGCGCCGAUAUAUAUAUUAUCGGUAGAACACUUGAAGAGUGAUAGGCAUCAAAGAUGGCUGCGGGGGACGUGACGCGACGUGCCUCAAUCACCGCUCCUUCUAUGCAUCGGAGACCAUCUGCGCGUCGUGGCUCUCUCAUUAAGAACCCACAGUCCCAGUCUCAGGAGGUGCCAUGGGACAUCAUCGACCGCUGCGCGUUGCCAAUUGUCCUGUGCCAUGCUCUAGCUGUCGUGUUGUCCACUUUAUUGAAUGCUUUACACCUCAGCCAAAUAUCUGUGUUCACAUUAUUCCUAUGGUUCGCGAUAUCCGUCACUGGUUCACUGUGGUUUUACCAUAAUCUACAGGUAACAGCGGCCGGAAAAGCUGUAUUAGUAACCGGCUGCGACAAUGUCCUUGGAAAUGCAUUGGCACGAAGACUUGAUGACCUAGGAUACCAUGUAUUCGCUGGCUUCCAGAACAAGGCGGGAAAUAUAGAUGCAGAUAUGUUAAAGGAAGAUUGCUCGGGAAGAUUGCAUACAAUUCAACUAGACUGCACCUCUGAGACACAGAUACUGUCCGCUUCGCUGUAUAUUGUGGACCAUUUACCAGAGGGCGCUCAAGGUCUGUGGGCCAUCGUUAACUGUGAAUCGUGGUGUGCUCUCGGCGAAUUGGAAUGGGUUCCUUUCUCGGUCGUCAAACGUGCAAUGGAUGUAAACUUACUGGGACCAGCUAGACUAGUACAAGUGAUGCUGCCUUUAGUGCGACGCGCCCGUGGUCGAGUCGUGCUAGCAUCAUCGAUUCUGACACAUGUGGCUGCGCCAGUGCGUGGCGUGCAUGCUGCCUCGCUAGCUGCACUCGAUGCACUCGCUGCUUGCUUGCGUCGAGAACUGAAACCACGAGGUGUUGAUGUUGUUGUAGUAGCCGCUGGGGAAUAUACUACGGGCAGUGCCUGGUUAUCCGAAGAAAAACUUUUAGAACAAGCCCGCGAUAUGUGGAAAAGACUGAGCGAUGAACAAAAGGGAGCCUAUGGAGAAGACUACUUUGAACAAGCACUGCGCAGCCUAGAGAAAUACACCAAAAAUGCUGACGCAGACCUAACAGCUGUGACACGUGCCCUAAGUGAUGGCGUUACGCGGACUUUUCCGCUCGCUCGCUAUACACCAGUGUCGCCGAGGGAGAAACUUAAGUCUUUGCUGGCUGAGCAUCUGCCACGCUCACUCUAUGAAGGACUCUAUACCGACUAAGGAGAAAAAUGCUUACUUAACUAUUUUAAUAAUCAACCGGAACUUCCUUGUAAACCUGAUGAAUAAUAGCGUUUUGCGUUCUGUUCUUUCUUAUGCAUGCUAUUAAAUCUUAACCAUUCGAGUCAUAUCUCUCAGAUUAAAGGAAUAUUAAAAUGUUCAAAUCAACACUAUUAAAUAUUCUACUCAUACUUUGAAAAUAUAUAAUAUGACUAUGUAUACAACUUACUAUCGCUCACGUUUGUAAUUUAAUCAUCAAUUUGUGAAAUAUGUAUCUACCUAACCUUUUACCAAAUGAGGCCACGGGCCAUCAGCUACGAAGUUGUAGUUCUCACACAGCUACAUAAGUUUUUAAGUUUAUACAAGUUUCUUGAUCAGUUAGGCAAGCUCUUUUCCACUUAAACACGCUCCCAUAGGCGCUUCGUUAGUGAAACGAAUGUAACAACCCAUAGUAAGUCGAUAUUCCUAAUAGAAGAUAGCUUUCAUCUAAAAACAUGUACACUUAAACCUUUUUGUAAAGGAAGACUGUCGUCAAAUAUUAUCUUGAUUUGUAAAAUGCCACGGUCCUGACAAGUUCUUAAUUAUGAAAAUGAAUGACACUAUUCAAAUCUUGUUAGUAAUUAUUCUGAUCCACAGUGCUCCGAAAGUUUUCUUGCUUUUUAUAAAAUCAGUUAAAGAAUGCUGUAUAUUCCAAUUCAUUAUUUUAGAACAUUAUUGUUUGUUGAUUAAUUAUCCCUCCUAUCUUAUUAUUAAGAAUAACACCUAAUAUAAUUAAUUAUCCACACAAUCUCUUGUGUCUUAAUAACUUCAUACUUUCUUUAUGUAAGUUACUGUAUUUAAUAUAUAUAAAUAUCUUUUAUAUAUGUAUUUGUGAGUAUCAUAUAUGUAAUAUAUUUGUGUUUAUAUGGUGCAUACGAACCAAACCGAAAAAUCCGUAUAACGCUAUACCCUUUAAGACGCCUGCGGAACUUCUUUCCUUCGGGAACUGCUAUUGCUUCAAUCUUUUCUCCAUCCUCUCCUAGACUUUUCUGAUGUUCUCAUAUAGAUCCCACACAGCAACUGAUUCAAAAGCUUAACUACAACUUAAAUACAUGUAUUUAAUACAUUGACUACAAAGCCAAUGUAUUAAAUACAUUUAUUUCGAGCUUCGCAAGUUCAACCAUAUAUCCGGUUAUCGCAGUCAACUCAAGUGCCUUCCUAUGAACCUACAAAGAAGUGUCCACAUUCUUCUCUUUUGUUUAAUGUCUUUUUUAAUUCAUCGUAUCCACUUCACCUUCAUGUAAAAUUUUGAUUUCGAGAGAUUGAUACCCAAAUGAAAUGUAGUAAUGACUUGAUUAUGAAUUUACCUUGUUUUAAUACUCAAUGUUAUGCUCAAAAAGUCAUACUCUUCAAUAACUUGAAGAUGGCAUAUUAUUAUUAUGAAAAUCCUUUAAAGCAGGCCUCAUAAAAUUUUAUUGUGACACUCCUGUUUUAUUGAGCCAAUUGUUAUUAAUGUAUGUAUAUAAUUUAUGUGUAUACAGUUAUAGUGUAAGUUUAUCUUUAGCUGUGUAAUUUUUUCCAUGAACAUUCUAUAGCUUUCUUUCAGCUUCCAAAGGUUGACUGUAAGAGACGGGAUUAAGGUCACCAGUGUAUGUCAAAUCUCCUUAAUGUGUCCAAUAUAAAGUAUACACAAAAAAGAUUUACAAUACUAUACGAUAAUACAUAGUGUGUAUAUAUAUAUAACCUACCGUUUCUCUGUAUUUGCUACUUUAUAUCAGGUUUUUGAAAAUAUUUUUAUGAUAAAGCUACUUUUAACAAUUGCAGGUUCUCUAUCAGUACUCUAUAUAUAUUUAUUUUCAUAUUAUAUUCUAAAUUGGUUUGUUAUAUUAUGUUCUAACACAGUGAAUAAAGCUAUAUGAUACUGGUCUACCUAUACGUACAUAGUGGCACUCUUAUCAUGAUUAUUCCUAAAGUAUACAAGACGUUCGAGAUGCAUUGUGAAAAUUUGAACUUUUAGGGCGAUAAAUACCCGUGUACCAAACUUCAUUCAAAUCCGUUUGGUACUUUACAUAAAAAAAUAAUUAACUUUCAUAUAUCCAUUCAUCUACCCAUCUAUCUACCCAUCAUUACAAUCUUUCGUGUUUUUUUUUUUAUAUUAAUAGUAUUUAGAAUUCUCAAUAUCAACUUAUACAUUUUCCAUUUUUGCUUGUUCUAUAAUUCUUAAUUAACUCACAUUACUUGAUCUUUUAUCCUUUUCUAACUACCAUUUUUCUAUGAACAUUCCUAGUAUCAUAGAAAACGCCAGAGUAUUUAAAAAUUGAUAAUAAACAUUACAACAUGUACAAUUCCAAAAUAAACUUGUUGCUUACAUAAAGUCGUCAUAGGAACUGCGAUAUUAAAAAUAUUUCAAUGAAAUUUAAGUCAUACUAAAUGUAUGAACAGAACCUAAGGGAUAAAAAAUCAUAAUAGGAUUUCAUUUGCAUAACCCGUCAAGUUUAAUAGUUCUCUUGCGCUGAAAGCGUAAUAUGAGUAUUAACAGAGUACACCCUGAUCUAAGCCCAGAGCGGCAAAAACGAGGGGCGCCAUAACUGAAAUUGAAGACGACCUAAAAAAAGCGUAAGCACUCCACUAUUUUCAUAUAUUCUUAAGUUACGCUUAUAAAAGAUUUUUUUCAUUGUCGAUAUAGAGUAUUAUAUGACAUAUUAUUAAGGACGACAAAUAUUUUAUUCGAAAAAGCUACAUCGAACCCUGUGUAUUUAAGAAAGCGAAAAAAUCAACAGUUUGUACCUGUAUAAUUAUCUAAUUCUAUCCAAGUUUCUUCGUUGUUGUAAUAAAAAGUUCUACUAUUCCGAGUAUAAUACUUAUUUUAGGAAUAAUCGAAUAAGAUAGAUCAUGGAACGUUUCCAACCUGUAUAUAUAUAAGUAAUUAUUGGCUCUCAAUCAAGUCUGUCAGCCACACACUUCCCCAUGAUCCAUUUUCGCGUUUAAUAAGAAAUAAAAAUGUGAAAUACAUGUUAAGUUUGACAUAAACGAGUGAAAUAGCCAUCACUGAACUUAUACUUCAUUAGUUUGUAAUUAGAAAAUAGAUAACUGUUUUAGUAUAUAUUUAUGUGCUUUGUUUGUUUGUUAAUUAUCAUUUUAAGACAAUACAAAUACCUAGAUGCAUGCAUUUUAAAUAAGAACAUAUUUAAUGUUAUAUAUGUGUGUAUAUAUAUAUACGUAUAUAAUAUAUGUAAAUCAUUUAAGCAUAUAUAUCUUGAGAAGGAUUAUAUAUCAACCUACCAAUGAGUACCUAUUUAAGGUAUAAAUUUAAUACAUUUUCAUAUAUUACUGUAUAUAGUGUUUAUUGAGGAGUCAUAAUGUUGCGUUUCAACAAGUAUAUUAUGUCUGUAAGUGUGUCAAAUAUAUACAAAUUUGUUAUUUUGUAAGUGCAUUUAAGUACGACAAUAUAUCUUAGUUCAACUUUAAUGAGUAGUUCAUAUACAUAUAUUGUGCAGUGUGUAAUUUCA
Molecule: messenger RNA, 4840 nt
Organism: Galleria mellonella (greater wax moth)
Lineage: Eukaryota; Metazoa; Arthropoda; Insecta; Lepidoptera; Pyralidae
Product: D-beta-hydroxybutyrate dehydrogenase, mitochondrial
Exons: 8
Coding region: 186-1355 (389 amino acids)
Source: RefSeq, a predicted model, not a curated record